Alosa sapidissima (American shad) is the source of this 3454-nucleotide messenger RNA. RefSeq names its product glutamic acid-rich protein-like. The transcript is spliced from 10 exons. The record is from RefSeq and is a predicted model, not a curated record. NCBI's taxonomy places the organism in Eukaryota, Metazoa, Chordata, Actinopteri, Clupeiformes, Clupeidae. The coding region runs from base 75 to 3413 and encodes 1112 amino acids.
AUUUUGACAUUCAGUUCCCUUUUGGAUGAGACACUGCAGAGAGUAGUUGGUUUUUAGAUUGCUGUUGUAUUGCUAUGAGAUUUCUAUGGAUAUUUAACUGCUGUAAAGCACAGCAGGAGGAUGACGAUGCAGAACAACCAUGGUUCAUUGCCAGGGAGUUUGAAACGGUAGUUUGGUAUGGGUUUGACUCUGAAUGGGAAUCCAUACAAGAACGAAAGCAGAGGCUGAAAAAAUACAGCCUGGAAGAUCUUAAGAGACAACUAGAGCUGUUUGGUAUCACUAUAGUUGAAGUAAAAGGGCAAAAGAAGAGUGAGAAGAAGAUGAAGAGAGAGUACAGGAAACUUCUCAUGCGAAGGAUGAAAAUGGUGGAGACUGAGAGGGCCAGAAGGUCAGUUCAAGUCAGGAGGGGAAUGGAGCCAGAACAGAAGAUGGAUUUGGUGCAGAGGGGAGAGAAUGGCUUAGACCAGGAGAGUGAAAACACACAAGACGAAAAGCAGAGCUUGGAGACAUCUGCAGAGCUGAUUCCUGAACGGCAGGGUCUGAGGAAGGAGGCCCAGAUAUUAACAAUGGAUGAACCAAACAAUCGUAUGGAAGAGGAGUUUAUGAACAACAUUAAGGAGGAAGAGACACAAGAGGAGAUGAAGACUGAGGAAAUAAAGACAGACACAGAAGAGAAAAGAAGAGAGGAUCAGGAGAGGGAAGACAACAAGGAGGACAUAAAGAAUGAUGAAGUUGGAAAGGUGAAUGAAAAAGACUUCACAGAUGCACAAGAGGAGGGAUGGAAACAGGAACUAGACUUGAAGACCAAGACCCAUGGAGAGAAGGAGGAAGAGGUGGAAAUAGACUUCAACAAGAUCAAAGAAGAGGAUGAUAUCCUGAAGGAGGGAAAGUGUGAGAAAACUGUUACAGAGGAAGGUGUGGUGACAGUUGAGGAGAGCAAGAAAAAGCAGGAAAACACAGAUGAUGCUGUGGCCUCUGGAACGAUGGCAACAGUCUCCUUGGAGUUGAUGCAGAAUGAGGAUCAUGAGGAGAAACAAGAAGAGGCUGCAGUAAAGGAGGAGAGAAUAAACAAAGAUGGGAAAGAAAAUCAGGAGGAGAACAGGGAGAACAAGGUGGAGAAAGAAAGAUACACUGAAAUAAAAGAAGAAAAAGAACUGCAUGAUAAACUGGAGGAGGAGGAGAAGAAGGAAGAAGUUAACAUAAAGGAAAAAGAGGGGCAAGAGGAGGUGACAGAAUAUGUGGUAGAGAUUAAAGAGGAGAAAAAGGAGGAGGAUACAGACAAGGCCACGGCUUUGGUGAAAACCAAAACAGUCUCCAAUGAUGUGACCCAGAGUGAGGAAGAUCAAGAGGAGGAGCUAGAUGUGGUGGUGGAGGAGAAGGAGACGGUGAAAGGAGAUGGUACAGAGGAGAAGAAGGAGGAGAAAGAAAAGGAGGAGGGAAAGGAGCUGGAGGAUAGAGAGGAGAAGGAGGAAAAGGAGAAGAGGUUCCAGGAGGUGCAAGAACAGGUGAAGGACUGUGUGGUGGAGGUAGAGGAGGAGGUUGAGGAAAAUGCAGAUGAUGGGACUCCACAGAAAGAUGAGACUACACACUCUUUGGAUCUGAUGCAAAAUGAGGAUCAGGAGGACAAGAAAGAGAGGAUAGAGAGGAAGGAGAAGUUAAAAAGAGAAUGGAAAGAAGAGAGGGAGGAGGGAGAGAAUGAGAUGGAGGAAGAGAAAGAGACUGAAGAAGUGGUAAAGAAAGUGAUGGAGGAGCAGGAGGAGAGGAAAGAAUGUGUGGUGGAGGUAGAGGACGAGAAAAAGGAGGAAGAUGCAGACGAGACUGUAGCUUUGGUGAGAUCACUGAUAGACUCCCAUGAUUUGAGGCAGAAUAUAGAGGAUCCAGAGGAGACGCUAGAUGUGGUGGUAGUGGAGAGGGAGAGGAUGGAAGAAGAUGGCACAGAGGAGAGGAAGGAGGAUGAAAGACAGAAUGAGACGGAGGAGAGAAAAGGGGUUGAGAUGAAAGAAGUAGGGGAGAGAAAGGAAAUGGAGGACAAAGAGAAGGAGGAGGAGAAGGAGGAACUGGACAUGAAGGAGGAGCAAGUGAAGGUGAAGGAGUGUGUGGUGGAAGUAGAAGAGGAGAAGGAGGUGCAAAAUGCACAUAAUGAGACUGUGGACAUGGAGAGCACAUUGGAUUUGACACAGAAUGGGAAUCAAGAGAAGAGGAAGGAGAACGUUGGGGCAGAGAAGGAGAUGAUGAACAAAGAUGAGAAAAAAGAGAGGAAAGAGGAGGAUGAUAAAGAGGUAGUGAUUAAAGAAAAGGGUGAGGAGCUGGAGGAGGUGCAGGAGGAGAAGAAAGCAGAGGCCAUGAAGGUGAAGGAUGAGCAGGAGGAGGUGAAGGAGUGUAUGGUGGAGAAGGAACAGAAGAAGGAGGUGGAUGCAACUGAUGGAACUGUAGCCAUGGAGAUAAGACCAGAGGUUUCCCAGAAGAGAAACGCCACCCUAAAUGAAAACAGAAAGGUAAAGAAGAGAAUGCGAGGGUGUAGAGGCGGGAAGUCAAAAAACAAACACAAUCAACUGGAAGUGUACAAACAUACAUACAGAUCUUCAGGACAUACAGUGGAGGAUGGAGAGGAGCUGAUGGACAACAAAGGAAAGAAGGAAGAGGAGAAAAAGAAAGCAGAGAAGGGGGACAUGAAGGUGCAGAAGGAGCAAGAGGAAGUGAAGGAGUGUGUGGUGGAGGAGAAAGAGAAGGAAGAUACAGAUGAUGGGGCUGUGGCCAUGGAGACGACACUGAAGGUCUCGCUGGAGAGCAACACCACCAUCAAUCAAGAGCAAGAGGUGAAGAAAAGAAUGCGAGGCUGUAGAGGCGGCAAAUCCAAAAACAAACACAAUAAACUCCAAGUGUCCAAGUGUGACAUGACUGAGGAAAACAGACAGAAGCAGGACAUGAGAUAUGGACACCAACAUGAGUCCCAACACAGAAGAGGAGAAAGGCAUAAUAAAAGACAGGGGGUGAGAGACUGCUGGAGAGGUUCAAAUGGAUGCCAGACAGCUCCAGUGGGAUGCUGGGGAGAUGCAAAGAGAUGCUGGAGAGGUCCAAAGGGACCUUGGGGAGGUCCAAAGGCACAUGAGGAAGAGAAGGAGAAGCAGGACAUGAGAGUGAAGGAGGAGCAAGAGGAGGUGAAACAGUGUGUGGAGGAGAGAGAAGAAAAGGAGGAGGAAGAAGUACACAAUGGCACUGUGACCAUGGCAACUACAUUGAAAGUCCAUUUGGUCAAAGAUAACAACACCACCACAAAUAAAGAUCAAGAGCUGAAGAAAAGAAUGCGGGGGUGUAGAGGCGGAAAAUCGAAAAACAAACGAAAGAAACAGGAAGUGUACAAUGAGACGACUGAGGAAAACAGACUGACGCAGGACACGAAAGCUGGACACUAACGUGAGUUUGAGCACCAACACAGGGGAGUGGAAAGACAAAA